This is a messenger RNA of Nematolebias whitei (Rio pearlfish), 1126 nucleotides long. It is a transcript of the gene opn5, whose product is annotated as opsin 5. The record is from RefSeq and is a predicted model, not a curated record. Gene Ontology annotation, biological process: G protein-coupled receptor signaling pathway; visual perception. Gene Ontology annotation, cellular component: membrane. NCBI's taxonomy places the organism in Eukaryota, Metazoa, Chordata, Actinopteri, Cyprinodontiformes, Rivulidae. Bases 59 to 1126 code for a protein of 355 amino acids. Gene Ontology annotation, molecular function: G protein-coupled receptor activity. The transcript is spliced from 7 exons.
AUAUUACAUCGUCCUGGGGAUGUUAGCUGUGUGAUGAGCAAAAGGAUAUUUUCCAUUGAUGGUAGUGAUGGAAAACACCACACAGCCCUCCAACAUCCCCCAUUAUCUCCUGCGUGGAGACCCGUUUGCUUCAAGACUGUCCAGAGAGGCGGACUUUGUUGCAGCCAUCUACAUCUGUAUUAUUGGAAUUAUGUCGGCAAUUGGAAAUGGCUACGUCAUUUACAUGACCAUCAAACGCAAGACCAAGUUGAAGCCUCCUGAGAUCAUGACUGUCAAUCUUGCCGUUUUUGAUUUUGGCAUAUCAGUGACAGGAAAGCCCUUUUUCAUUGUAUCCAGUUUUUACCAUCGCUGGUUGUUCGGCUGGAUCGGCUGUCGAUUCUAUGGCUGGACAGGUUUCUUCUUUGGCUGUGGGAGCCUCAUCACCAUGACCGUGGUGAGCCUUGACCGGUACCUCAAGAUCUGCCAUCUUAAAUACGGCACAUGGUUAAAACGCCACCACACCUUCAUAUGCCUGGCCUUUGUUUGGCUGUAUGCAUCAUUUUGGGCCACUAUGCCCCUGGUUGGCUGGGGGAAUUAUGCCCCGGAGCCGUUCGGAACCUCCUGCACGUUGGACUGGUGGCUCGCACAAGCCUCUGUUUCUGGUCAGAGCUUCGUCAUGACCAUGCUUUUCUUCUGUCUCAUUUUCCCUGCUGGAAUCAUUGUUUUCUCCUAUGUCAUGAUCAUCUACAAGGUCAAGUCUUCUUCUAAGGAGGUAUCGCACUAUGAUGCCCGCAUCAAAAACAACCACAGCCUUGAGAUCAAACUGACAAAAGUAGCCAUGCUCAUCUGUGCAGGCUUCUUGAUAGCUUGGAUCCCUUAUGCAGUGGUUUCAGUGGUGUCAGCGUUCGGAGAGCCAGACUCUGUCCCCAUCCCAAUAUCUGUUGUUCCUACGUUGCUGGCCAAGUCCUCAGCCAUGUACAACCCCCUCAUCUACCAGCUGAUGGGCAUGAAAUGUGCACGUUUGUGCAGCUGUUGCAAUGACACAAACAAACGAAAGCACUUUAGAGAGACAAGGUACAACAUCUCUGGCUCCCUUAAGAACGCAGAACCAACCAAAAAAGCUCAAAUCAAGAUGGAAAGACAAUAA